GGCCAUGGCGGGGCCGGCCUGACCCGGCCCGGCCCGACCCGACCCGACCCGCGCUCGCCGCCGCGAUGCUGCCGAGCCAGGCCGGGGCCGGGAACGGCGCCGCCGCCGCACUGGCCCGCGGCUCGGCCUUGGGCCGGGCGCCGGUGCCUCGUGGGGCGAACGGCGGCGGGGCGGCGGCGGCGGGGCCGCCCGGCGGCCGCCUGGAGCGGGAGGCGCUCUACAGCGGCAGCGAGGGCGACUCGGAGUCGGCCGAGGAGGAGGAGCUGGGCGGCGAGCGGCGCGGCGUGAAGCGCGGCCUGGCCGAGGCGGCGGCGGCGGCGGCGGCAGGGCCGGCGGCGGGAGCGGCGGCGGCGGCCGGCUACAGCGGCGGCGGCGGCGGGGCCGUGAGCGGCGCCAAGCCCGGGAAGAAGACGCGCGGCCGGGUGAAGAUCAAGAUGGAGUUCAUCGACAACAAGCUGCGGCGCUACACCACCUUCAGCAAGAGGAAGACCGGCAUCAUGAAGAAGGCCUAUGAGCUUUCCACACUGACAGGCACCCAAGUCCUGUUGUUGGUGGCCAGCGAGACAGGCCACGUGUACACCUUUGCCACGCGGAAGCUGCAGCCCAUGAUCACCAGUGAGACGGGGAAAGCACUGAUCCAGACAUGUCUCAACUCCCCGGACUCGCCUCCGCGCUCGGACCCCACUACCGACCAGCGCAUGAGCGCCACGGGCUUCGAGGAGACUGACCUCACCUACCAGGUGUCGGAGUCGGACAGCAGCGGGGAGACCAAGGACACGCUGAAGCCGGCGUUUACCGUCACCAACCUGCCAGGAACAACGUCCACCAUCCAGACAGCCCCCACCACCUCGACCUCCAUGCAGGUCAGCAGCGGCCCCUCCUUUCCCAUCACUAAUUACCUGGCGCCUGUGUCUGCCAGCAUCAGUCCCAAUGCUGUCACAAGUGCCAACGGAACAGUGCUGAAGACUACCGGAGCCAGUGCGGUGACAUCCGGGGGCCUCAUGCAGAUACCUACCGGCUUCACUCUCAUGUCAGGUGCUUCCCUUUCUCCGGGGACCCCUACCAUUCCUUUCGCUCAGUUACAGCCGCACUCCCUGGCUCUUUCCAGCCAGCAGGGCCAGGCGGUUGCGGGUACGGCUGGACAGCUGCAGCAGGCACAGCAGACAGUCUUCCGCUUCCCUGCCAGAGCUGGAGGGCAGAUCGUGUCGCUGACAGGUGGUACCAUGGCGCAGCAGGUCCCAGUCCAGGCGAUCCAGGUGCACCAGGCACCGCAGCAGACGUCCCCCUCUAGUGACAGCAGCACUGACCUUACCCAGACCUCUUCCAGUGGAACAGUGACCCUCCCGGCAACCAUCAUGACGUCGUCUGUGCCAACCACUGUGGGUGGCCACAUGAUGUACCCCAGCCCACAUGCGGUGAUGUACGCGCCCACGUCUGGCCUCACGGAUGGUGGACUCGCAGUCCUCAACGCUUUCUCACAGGCGCCUUCGGCAAUGCAGGUGUCCCACAGCCAGGUCCAGGAUCAGGGUGGUGUCCCCCAAGUGUUCUUGACAGCUCCAUCAGGCACUGUUCAGAUCCCGGUCUCAGCUGUCCAGCUUCACCAGAUGGCUGUCAUCGGGCAGCAGAGCAGCAGUGGCAGCAGCCUGACGGAGCUGCAGGUGGUCAACUUGGACACCUCACAUGGCGCCAAGAGUGACUGAGGCCUCUGCUGCUGGCCUUGUGCUGUCCCUGGCCUGUUACGCCGGUGCCGGGGCUGGCAGCAAUUCCUUCUCGUACAGACUGCACCAGUUAUUUAUUGUUGCCUUUUCACGUUUCCUUCACCCACACAUGCACACACACACACACGCAUGCACACACACAUGCACGCACACACACACACCCCCCUGCCCUCCCCAAACACACAGGCACGUGUGUGGGGCUGCUGGACCCACACCAUGGAUGGAGCUGUGCUGGGGCCAUGCAGGGCUUGGGGGCGUUUGGAUGCUGCGAUAGCUGUGCUUUUCUCACGCCAGCCAAAGAAACUUGUCCCUCAUGGGGAGGGCGUGCUCCGCGCUGUAAAUAAAUACUGCGAGCCGUUCCCAGUUGGAGGCUCUGGCUCCUUCAGGAUGCUCCAAGUCUCCUCAGGCCCAGAUCUGUCCCACAGGCCACAACCCAAAGCGGCACAGGCUAAGGCUGUGCUGUUGGCCUCAGCAAUGUGCCUUUGGGAGGGGUGACGCGUCCUGGCCUCAGCAGCUGGCUCUGGGCUUUGAGGAAGAGCAGUCAGCUCAGAUGUGCAUCUCGGGCUCAGCCUGUGUGCGCUCCCUCCGGACAGCGGUGGGGGCCUCCUCAGGCAGGGUGCAGCCUGCAGCCCGUGGCCUCGUCCCCCUCGUAUGCACUACAGCGAGCCCUCGGCCCUCAGUGCCUCCUUGUUGGGCCGCCCAGCAGGUUUGAAGCCCACCGUGCUCUGCUGCCGGCAGACGCCACCAAAGUGGUCAGUGGGUGCCCAGGACCGCGAUGACACCCCCAGAGACCUUUUGGGGCACGCUGCGGCUAUCCCAGCACCACGCUCUUGUCUUGGCCCUCGCUGUGAGCAGUGCAGCCUCCGUACAUCCAGGGGGAUGUGUCUGGGUGUCUCCUACAUCCUUCUGCGGCUCUGCUCAGCACUUCCUAAAUUCCUGUGUGAUACAAGGUGAAGAAACAACACCAGUGUCAAAGAGAAGAGCUCACAGGGCACCAAGCUGCUGGGCAGGUGGCAGGUGCUUCCUCUGGGCACCAGGGUGGCCAACAGGCUUUCCUAGGCUAUGGAGGAGCUGCUGAGACACCUGUGCAGGCAUGGCAGGGCUGGGGGAAGAGGGCUGGAGCAUGCCUGCUCCUGCAGGGUUGUUCCUGCAAGCGGCUCUGCUACCUAGCCCUGUCCCUGGAGGGAGAGCAAGCAAGUGAGAGAAGCUGCUGAACCCUUAGGGGAAGAAGCAGCUACUGUAACUUUUUUUUAAGUUAAAGACAAAAGAAGCCUUGAAAAAAAAUGACUUUAUUUUUCUAAGUGUUAAACUCAGUAUUUAUGUAAUUCUUUAAGGAAUAAAAGUUUGGCUCCUGUACAGUUUUCAUGGGGUUUGUACCUGGGAGAUGGGAGAGGGGUGGGUGGGCAUGGAGACAGGAAGGGGCCUUGCUUUUGAGUUUGUAUUGUAACCUUGGAUAAUGUUCCUUCAGCAUUAGCGUUUAAGCUGCGCUUUCUGCCCACCAGCACGUGCCAGGGACUGAGCUGGAUGCUUGUGUUCUUCUUCCCUGCACUGAGGACUCAAUACCUGUAAUUUCAGGCUUAAUUGGUGGGAGGCAAGCAAAGCAGCAGCUGCCCUGUAGGAGUGAAGAACCUGUCCCUUUGGAGUAAGGGGCUUGCAGGAGUGCCUGGCAGCCCCAUCCAUCUUUGCUCUAGGGGAGUGUGGCUGUUUUGGCCUGGAACAAUGCUGCCCACAACUGCCUGAGGGGCUGUGGGCAUCCCCACUCCCCCUGGGGCUCCAGUGGGCUGAUCCCUGCUCUCCAUCUGCUUGUGAUGCAGGCAGCUUCUCCUAAACUCUGAGCCACUCCUUAACGCGCAGGUACGCACAGGGCCUUUCCAAGUCCCCGUGUGCCAAGGCAUCUCCCAGAAUGAUCUGCCAUGCAGCCUCUGAGGGGCCCAUGUGGAGCAGGGUGGCCUGUAUGGUGACAGUGACAUAGCAUGCUGCCUCCUUUUUGUAGCCUUGCUCGUAACAGUGGUGGGUAUCCUGCAGCUGGGAGCAAUGGGGUUGUUUUUAGGUAUAUGGAGGCUGCUCAGUGAUGCCUCCAAAAAACAGAAAAAAAAAAAAAAAGAGUUAGCUAAGAGUUUGCCUACGGAGAAAAACAGGGGUUGGGGUUUGUGUUAUACUUUGCCUCAGCAAGAUCAUCAUGGCCUGGCUUUGCUCUGCUUUGCUUUGCUAGCACUGUGGAGCAGAGCUGUUGGGCUGGGGUGGCAGGAGCACCACUGCUGCUACGGGGUGUUGCGCUGCAUCCCCUCUCUGGCUCCCUAAAGGUAACCGCUGGUUAAACGCUAAUGGUGUAUUUUAUUUAAGUGCAGACUUGUAAGAACACUUGUUUAUCAGGGACGAAACGACAUUUAUUGUGUGGUGACAUUUUUAGUUCAUUUUACUGGUUUGGGGGUUGUGUGCGUGUGUGCAUGAGUGAGCGUGUGUGUGUGUGUGUAUCUAUGUGUGUGUGUGUUUGGGGGGAUAUUUUUUUUCCAGUUUCCAGGGUUGUGUUUCUGGAAGGAUGUGGAAGUAAUCACAGUACUAUGUACAGAGCUUUCUUUUGUAUUAAAAAAAUUACUCUUUCAAUAAAUGUUAUCAUUUUGUGCACAGA
Messenger RNA from Rhea pennata, 4347 nucleotides. RefSeq names its product serum response factor (gene SRF). NCBI's taxonomy places the organism in Eukaryota, Metazoa, Chordata, Aves, Rheiformes, Rheidae. The transcript is spliced from 8 exons. The record is from RefSeq and is a predicted model, not a curated record. Bases 66 to 1700 code for a protein of 544 amino acids. Gene Ontology annotation, molecular function: DNA-binding transcription factor activity, RNA polymerase II-specific; protein dimerization activity; serum response element binding. Gene Ontology annotation, biological process: positive regulation of transcription by RNA polymerase II.